Molecule: messenger RNA, 1240 nt
Organism: Amborella trichopoda
Lineage: Eukaryota; Viridiplantae; Streptophyta; Magnoliopsida; Amborellales; Amborellaceae
Source: RefSeq, a predicted model, not a curated record
ACACUAUUUUUUUGUAUGUUAAGGAACGGCCGAAAUCUGUUUCCCUCCACAAGCUCGCGAAAUAUCUUUCCCUCCAAAAACUGGGGAAAUCGACUCUCUCCCCCCUUUCUCUAUAUGUAGAUUUCGUUAUUUUCCUCAUCCAGUCUUUGGCAUUACUGACGAUGUCGACCCCUUUGGAAGGGAAAGAGACCCAAAAUUCACCCUCUCAGACUAUUAAAGUGGAUAUUAGCGCAGAUAAUAAGACUUGUAGAGUUACUUGGAAGAUUGAAAAUUUCAUGAACCUGGACGCUGAGAGACACUACUCUGAAAUAUUCAUUGUUGGAGGCUGCAAAUGGCAGCUGAUGAUAUAUCCAAAGGGGAAUAAUGUGAACUAUUUGUCAGUGUACUUAAAAGUGCCGGACGCUGAUAGUCUGCCUGAUGGGUGGAGCCGAUUCGCAGAUGUCUGCUUCUGUGUCAUAAACCAGACUAAUGGCAAGGACACAAUUAGCAAAGAAGCACCCUUUAUAUUUGGUGGGCAGGCAAGAGGCUGUAGCUGGCCGUCAUUUAUCCCUAUCCAUGAUCUCAGCCCACAAACGGGUUUUAUGUUUAACAACACAAUUAUUUUGGAAGUAUUGGUCUCCAUGCUUGAUGCCAUCCAUUACUCGACAGACAACACUAAAACGAAAACUAUGUCCAAGAGUGAGAUGGAGCAUGGAUUGAAGCCCCAGGAUACAGGAACUGAACUGGAUGACAAUACUACCAAGAUGGAGGCAUUGAAGAAUAAGAUUGAAGCUUAUGAGCAAGAGCUGGCCAUGAAGGAUGAGGAGGCCAAAUAUAAAGAGAUGGUCAUUGCUAGAAAGGAUGGAGAAAUUGCUAAAUUAGAUGGGGAAAAUAAAGAAUUGAGAGCAGCCUUGAGACUAUUGGAAGUGAUGGUGGAAGACAUGCAGGUCGUUACUACUCGUUUGCGGGGACGUUCUUAUCCAAGCAAUCUUACUCCAAAAGAGAGAUCUCUAACUUCAAUAGGAUGUUCAGAAGAUCCAAUUGAAAGAAUUGGGAAAAAGUCCCAGGAUCCAUAACGAUUUCUUGUCAUUUUUUGCUGUAGUGGGUUCCAUUUUGUUUCCGUGUUUCCUCACAUGGAAAUGCUACAGAAUUCUGAUGAAAAACACCUUUUUGUUGUACAUGGAAAUGCUAAAGAAUUCUGAUGAAAAAGACCUUUUGUUGUACAUGGAAACUGUUAAAGAGUCACUCUUUGUCGUACAUA